Messenger RNA from Acanthopagrus latus (yellowfin seabream), 1702 nucleotides. It is a transcript of the gene oxa1l, whose product is annotated as OXA1L mitochondrial inner membrane protein. The coding region runs from base 57 to 1595 and encodes 512 amino acids. The record is from RefSeq and is a predicted model, not a curated record. Gene Ontology annotation, cellular component: mitochondrial inner membrane. Gene Ontology annotation, molecular function: membrane insertase activity. The transcript is spliced from 11 exons. NCBI's taxonomy places the organism in Eukaryota, Metazoa, Chordata, Actinopteri, Spariformes, Sparidae. Gene Ontology annotation, biological process: mitochondrial respiratory chain complex IV assembly; protein insertion into mitochondrial inner membrane from matrix.
CACGCCGCCACUGAAACUGACUCCACGCGCUUUCCGUAGUUAGAACAUUUUCCAACAUGGCUGCCAUCAGGAGCGGGGUGACUCCGAGCUGCCUAGCAAGAUGUCUCCUGAAACAGACUGGAAAACCGAGCCGAGGCAGCCAUCCCCUUUCAGACACUUGGAACCACCGGUUGCUCCAGAAGUCCGGUCUGCACACAGUGUUCGAGUGUCGGAGUCCUGCCGCGAGGACUCUGCUGGGCCGCAGACAUCACGGGAAGUUCCUCUGGGUGAACGCCGUCGCAGUCAGAAACAACAGCUCACAGAUCCCGUUUGAGGAUGGAAGCACGGCGGCUCCAGUGGUCGAAACUUCUGAUGGCUUCCCAAUCCUCCAGUCCUCUCCCGUCUCUCUGCCCGUGGACUCUAACCCGAUCAUCGCACAGCCAAUCGCUGAACAGAUCCCAGUUUCCACAGCAGCGCCAGCAGUUGACAUCUCUCCUCCUCCACCCGUCUUGGACGUCUCCCCUGAGCUUCUGUCCGCUAACCCCGCCCCCGUUUUAACGCAGUCGGUCAUUGAGCAGGUGGCUGACGCUGCACCGACCGCAGUGGAAGUCCUGCAGGCUGCUGCAACCACGGAGCAAAGUUUAGCAGAGCUGGGAUUGGCCGGUUACACACCAGUGGGACUGAUCCAGCACUUGUUAGAGUUCAUGCACGUGGAUCUUGGUUUGCCCUGGUGGGGGGCCAUUGUUGUAGGAACGGUGGUGGCUCGUAUGGCCGUGUUUCCAGUCAUAGUGAAGGGCCAGCGGGAGGCAGCCAAGCUGAACAACGUUCUGCCCGAGAUGUCUAAACUCACCAACAGGAUGAAUGAGGCCAAACAGAGCGGAAACAAAUUUGAUUUCGCCAAAGCCUACUCCGACCUGAGCUUGUUCCAGAAGAAGCAUGAUGUAAAUCCUCUGCGUGGCUUCCUAGUUCCUAUGGUGCAGGCGCCAGUCUUCAUCUCUUUCUUCAUCGCUCUGAGGAAGAUGGCCUACCUGCCGGUGCCCAGUUUUCAGACAGGAGGCCUGUUCUGGUUUCACGACCUGACCGCGGCAGAUCCUUUUUAUCUGCUGCCUAUCGCUGUCACUGGAACCAUGUUCUUCAUCCUGGAGUUGGGCGCAGAGUCCGGUAUCGACAACCCCAACCUGCGCGCCAUGAAGACAGUGUUCAGGAUCAUGCCUUUCAUCAUCCUCCCCCUCACCAUCAACUUCCCCACGGCGGUGUUCACCUACUGGCUGACCUCCAACUGCUUCUCCUUGGCUCAAGUCGCCCUGCUCAGACACCCUGUGAUCAGAACUAAGCUGAAUAUCCCAGAGAGGAUCCAGCACCCGCCCUCCGUCAUGCCCCAAAACGACGGCUUAAUCGAAAGCAUGAAGAAGGGCUGGAAAAACGCUCAGCUGGCCCAGCAGCUACAAGAGAGAGAGAGGAGAAUCAAAAAUCAUUUGGACCUGGCGUCUAAAGGUCCACUGAGGCAGACUUUUAGCCACAAUCCCCUCCAGCAGACUCCACCCAUCGCUGCAGCAUCAUCCAAAAACAAAGCAGAUGGUGGCAAGGCAAAGCCAUGGAAGGAGACUUUGGGAUAAAUCAGAUCAGGUUGCUAACUUGAGAGUAAAAUCAUGUAUGUACAUAUUUAUGGAUGGAAGAGAGGAUAGGAUGUAUUAUUAAAAAUGAAAAAUCUGCCUCAAAACAA